Molecule: messenger RNA, 3521 nt
Organism: Prionailurus viverrinus (fishing cat)
Lineage: Eukaryota; Metazoa; Chordata; Mammalia; Carnivora; Felidae
Product: interferon-induced protein with tetratricopeptide repeats 5-like
Exons: 3
Coding region: 542-1978 (478 amino acids)
Biological process (GO): defense response to virus
Cellular component (GO): cytosol
Molecular function (GO): protein binding; RNA binding
Source: RefSeq, a predicted model, not a curated record
GGGGGUGCACUGUAUGUGGAACAGGAGCGGACCCCACUGGGGACAACGAAAGACUGCUCCUUCCUGGCUAAAACUCAAAAUUGCCUAAAGAUAAAUGUCGCCUCUUCAGACACAAGAGCCUCUCUCUGCCAGCUUCCCAGAGACAAAGUUUAAAGGUUAAGUAGACUGGGUUUAAAAGUAAAACUUAUCAUGGUAUCCAGUUGUGUAUAAAUUCCACCGAGUCUGAGCGAAGCACUUCAGUGGCUGAGUGAACGUCCCUUUGAGAUGUCACUGUCACGGCCACAUUCCUAUUGCCGAUGCGGUCUCCUCAGCCUCCUUGGGCUGGGCCGGUGUGUAAACCUCUGGAGCAGAAGCGGAUGUGCAUUUCACUCUGCCCACAGGCAGGGGCCUGUAGGCUCCAUGCCCAGUGCAGAGCCCAACAGCCCAACACAGGGCCUGAACUCACAACCCUGAGAUCAAGACCUGAGCUGAGAUCAAGAGUUGGACGCUCAACAGACUGAGCCACCAGGUGCCGCCAGAGGGACAUCUUUUAGGCCUUGAAAUGCCUAAGGACCCCCUGAAGGCCAUUCUGUUAGAGUUGGAAUGUCACUUUACGUGGAAUUUACUUAAGGAAGACAUUCUGUUUGAUGUGGAAAAUACAAUCGGGCAGCAGCUUGAGUUUCUCACCACAGAAUCCAGACUCACUCUUUACAACCUAUUGGCCUAUGUGAAACACCUAAAAGGGCAAAAUGAAGAUGCCCUGGCGUGCUUGGAACAAGCAGAAGACAUAACCUGGAGAGAACACCCGGACAAAGAAGAAAUACGGCGUCUGGUCACUUGGGGAAACUAUGCCUGGGUGUACUAUCACAUGGACCAGCUUAAGGAGGCACAGAGGCAUUUAGACAAGAUAGGGGCCGUCUGCAAGAAACGGUCCAGUCCUUCUGACUACAAGUUGGAGAGUCCUGAGAUUGAAUGUGAAAAAGGGUGGGCAUUCUUGAAAUUUGGAGGAAAGUAUUACCAGAAGGCUAAAGCGGCUUUUGAGAAGGCUCUGGAAGCGGAACCUGACAAUCCAGAAUUCAGCAUUGGCUACGCCAUCACGGUGUAUCGGCUGGAUGACGGUAACAGAGGAGGGCCUGCAAGGAGCUUGUCUCUGGGCCCGCUGAGGAAGGCUGUCACCCUGAACCCAGAUAACGCCUACAUGAAGGUUUUACUGGCGCUGAAGCUUCAAGAUGUACAUGCAGAAGCUGAAGGGGAAAGGCACAUUGAAGAAAUCCUGGACCAGAUAGCUUCCCAACCUUACGUCCUUCGUUAUGCAGCCAAAUUCUACAGGAGAAAAAAGUCCUGGGACGAAGCUCUUGGACUUUUGAAAAAGGGCUUGAAGGCGACGCCCACGUCCUCGUUCCUGCAUCACCAGAUGGGACUCUGCUAUAGGGCACAAAUGAUCCAGAUCAAGAAGGACACGUGCAACAGGCCUAAAGGGGAGGAUAAACUGAGAGUCGACAGGCUUAUUGCGAUGGCUCUCUCUCAUUUCAAAGCAGCUGUGGAACGAGACUCCACGUUUGCGUUUGCCUACACGGACCUGGCCAACAUGUACGCCGCGGGAGGCCAGUAUAGCAAGGCCGAAGACGUUUUCCAGAAAGCCCUUCACCUGGAGAACAUAACUGAUGAUCACAGACAUCAGAUCCACUAUUACUAUGGCCGCUUUCAGGAAUUUCACUGUAAAUCAGAAAGUACUGCCAUCCACCAUUAUGUAGAGGCCUUGAAGCUUAGAGACCGGUCACUCCUCCGGACCAAACUAACAAGUGCUCUGAAGAAAUUGGCUGUCAAGAGACUUAGUCACGACGCUUCAGAUGUGCAGAGUUUAUGUGCCCUGGGGUUUGUUUACAAGCUGGAGGGAGAAAAGAGGCAAGCUGCUGAGUUCUAUGCUCGGGCCCAGGGGAUAGACCCAGAAAAUGCAGAGUCCCUUGCUGCUCUCUGUGAGCUCAGACUUUGUAUUUAAAUACACACCCUAGGAAAUUACUUUGAAGAUUUUCUCCUCAUUGUGGGUUCAAGUAUUCUUGUUCAUUGUUUUAAUCUAUUGUAAAUUGUGGAGCCGAGAUUUUUAUUGAAUGUUUACUGUGUAGCAGGCAUCAUGCUAAAUAUGAAUCUUUCACUGUUUUUUUCCUAAUGAAAAUAGUGUAAUCCAUUUGGCAACAAAAACAUUCCAGAUGUUGUUACCUUUCAAAAAUGGGAGGGCCAUUAUGACUUUACACCUCGAUCUCUGCUAUUCAUAAUAAUUUUCUGAUAAAUUUUUUGUCAAAUUUCACAUAUUGCUCACUUAUGCAACAAGCAUAAUCUUGCCGUAAGCCUUUGACCCCUAGGUCAAGAACAGACUUUCGGCAAAAUGGAAAAUUCUAUUAGUUAAGCUCUUAACUGUGUAGCUUGCCAAAGAUGGAUCCUACCCAGUUCCGACUCUGAGGAAGGUAUUGAACCAUGAGCCCGCUAGUCACUUAAAGAAUCCUUUUUGUUGAAAGAAAAAGUUCUUAACAGUAAAAACUCUGCUGUCUGUGAUGACCUCAAUGAAAGGAGAAAAAAACUAGAACAGGGGAAAAAAGAUUUCUUUAAAUACAGAAUUCCAAAAUGUUCAUUACGCAAUUAGAAAUAGUUGUGAGGAAAAAAGUGAACAAUGGAAAAUCCUUAGUCUCGAGUUUCUCCGGUCUUUCAACUGGAAAGUAAACCUUAUCUAAAUGGAAUUAACUUCAUUCCAACUAAAAUUGCAGAAGUUUCAGGUUAAAAUCAUUGCGCAGAUUGAGGGAUUGUGGGAGAAAUGAUAAUUAAAUGGAUGCACUAGAUAUCCCCAUUCUACAUCCACAGAUUGCCAAGUUUUGGUGAUUAAGUUUUGGGUCUGGGCUGGGUGGUUCUUGUUCCCCCAGUUUCCAGCCUGUGGUUAACUGUUCAAGCAUUCCAAAGUUACUUUUGUGUGGCUCUUUCUUUUGCCUGAAGUUUUCAGAUUGACAUGUUUUCCUGUAGAUCGUGCAGGAGUAGUUAAGCCCUGCUUUCCGUUUGAAUAUCCACCUCGAAGGGUCUACUACUCAAGGACUCUGACCCCAGGGAUGCUUUUUACAAUGGGAUGCUACUGAAAGUGGCUUCUUUUAUGUUGUUUCUUUGAUUAUCAUACACAAUUGUAUCUACCACCAGUGUUAGUGGAAAGGCGUGCGUGCGAUUUGAUUCUCCAUACUGCCACUGCCUUAAGACUGCCGUGAAUUUGUGUGUUAUUUCUACUUGUUACUAUUUUUAUUUUUUUAAUUAAAUUUUCUGUUAUGGUUUUGAUGGGUUUGAUUAUUAUAAAAGUGGUGAAUUCUCACUGUAAAAUUUCAAAUAAACAGAAGCAUAUGAAUUUACAAGUAAGAGCACUUCCCUCACUCUAACCCAGUUCCACACCCCCAUGGUAACCUGUUAACAAUUUAAUAUGUAUCCUUCCAGAUAUUUUUCUAUGCAUAUUCAGACACGCAUCCAUACUGCAGUGUAUUUCGCGAAUUAAAUUUUUUUAAAUGUCUGUUUUA